AUGGGAAAUGCCCUUGGAGGUCUGAUUCCUGGAGUGGGCUCUGGUAUCUCUGCUGGUUUGGGUCUUAUAUCUGGUCUCAUGUCUGGCCUGGCACUUGAAGACGAAAAGGAUGAUGGAGCUGCAACAAUCUCCGCCGGUCUCGCCGAUAUCUUCAAAACGGCUUCGGCCAAGCUCGAGGAUACUCUCCGAAUCGCCACCGGUGGCGGCAGAAACGAAGACGAGUACAACUCUCUCCCCGCUCCCAAAUGGGACACCUACCAAACCAAGAUCGCCAAGCUGUUCAGCGGCUGGUUCCUACUCGAUGACGACGAGACUGUCCGCGUCACGCUGGGCUCAAUUACGAACAACAUCCAGAAGAAGGUUGCCAAUGACGUUAUGAAGGCCUCCAAGCUGCACCUCGUUGCCGAUAAGCUUGGCGGCAAGGAUUCGCGGGAGAAGUGCGGUUACUCUACCGGCCGACAAUGGCUACCUCUUCGUGAUGGUGAGGAGUACUGCUGGUACAUUAUGAAAAACGACCCCAACCACACUCGACAGGGCCAGUGGCAUGAGGUUGGGGCAGAUAUCUAUGAGAAGAUGGCUUCGUAUGGUCUUGGUGACCGUGAGACGUACUACAAGUCUCUUAUCGACUGCGCCCUCAACAAGGGAGACAAGGAUGAUGUUGAUACGAGCAAUCUUGUCCAAGGAGAGAUCCCUCGCUGCUUCUUCAACUUGCCUGCUGUGUUUGUGGAACAUGACAGCUCACAUGGCUGCGGAAGUCCUUUUGACAGUCACAAUUGUGACUACCGCAAGGGAACCCCUCUCAAGUGA
Messenger RNA from Fusarium pseudograminearum CS3096, 807 nucleotides. RefSeq lists its product as uncharacterized. The coding region runs from base 1 to 807 and encodes 268 amino acids. The transcript has 2 exons. The record is from RefSeq and is a predicted model, not a curated record. NCBI's taxonomy places the organism in Eukaryota, Fungi, Ascomycota, Sordariomycetes, Hypocreales, Nectriaceae.